Molecule: messenger RNA, 1280 nt
Organism: Oncorhynchus gorbuscha (pink salmon)
Lineage: Eukaryota; Metazoa; Chordata; Actinopteri; Salmoniformes; Salmonidae
Product: syndetin-like
Exons: 14
Coding region: 102-1280 (392 amino acids)
Biological process (GO): retrograde transport, endosome to Golgi; endocytic recycling
Cellular component (GO): EARP complex
Molecular function (GO): SNARE binding
Source: RefSeq, a predicted model, not a curated record
AUAAAUAACAUGGCCUCUCUCUCAGAGAGCCGGAGCUGAAUCGUUGACAGUAACUUUCUAAAAUUAACCAAUUAUCUUUUGGACAAAACAAUUAUUUCACGAUGCAAAAGAUAAAGUCACUUAUGGCCCGGCAGGGCCUGAAAAGCCCACAGGAGAGCAUUGCAGACCUCAGCCCAGUGGAGGACUUCAGGAUCCCAAGCAAGGAGGAGAUGAGGGAGAUGAGGGAGCAGCCCAUUGACCCCCAGGCGGAGCAGGAGAUCAUUAACAGCAUCCAGGAGGUCUACUACUCCAACGACUCCUUUGACAUGGUGCAGCACGAGCUGGAGAAACUCCCACCUGAGCUGAACUUGCAGGAGCUGGAGGAGUACAGAGACCAGCUGAAGAGACAACAAGCAGCGGUUUCCAAAAAAGUUGCCGAUCUUAUCCUGGAAAAACAGCCGUCCUACGUUAAGGAGUUGGAGAGGGUGACGUCAUUACAAACCAAUCUACAGCUGGCUGCAGUGAUUUGCACCAAUGCUAGGAGGCAGCUGAGUAUUUCAAAGGAGGACUUCACCGAGGCCAGCCUGGGGCUCCUAGCCAAUCAGAGGAGGAGACACCUGCUCACAGGGCUGCUGAAGUCACUGAGGACCAUCAAGACCCUGCAAAGGACUGAUGUUCGACUCAGUGAGAUGCUGGAGGAGGAGGACUAUCCUGGUGCCAUCCAGUUGUGUCUGGAAUGUCAGAAGGCUGCCAGCACAUUCAAACACUACAGCUGCAUAAGUGAGUUGAAUUCCAAGCUACAAGACACUCUGGAGCAAAUAGAGGAGCAGCUGGAUGUGGCCUUGUCUAAAACCUGCAAGCACUUUGAUGUCUCCCACUACACCAGAGUUCAGCUGGCGUACACCCUCCUGGAAAAGACCCAGACGGCCAUGGACCAGCUCCACAUGCACUUCACCCAGGCCAUCCACAACACUGUGUUCCAGGUGGUUCUGGGAUACGUGGAGCUCUGUGCCGGUAACGCCGACACCAAGUUUCAGAAGAUGCAGUACAAGGACCUCUGCACGCACAUCACUCAAGACAGCUACGUCCCCUGCCUGAGCGACCUGUGCAAGGCAUUGUGGGAGGUGAUGCUCAGCUACCACCGGACCAUGCAGUGGCAUGAGGAGCAAGACAAGGAGGAGCCCCCACCCACCACAGAUGAAGCGGUUGCUGCAGACACCGAGGAGGCGGUUGUUGACCACAGCUAUGUAAAGAAGAAACUGGAGCAUGGACUCACUCGAAUCUGGCAGGUCAGAACAUAA